UUCCGUCUCUCUCCCCUCCAUCGAAAAACAAAAAAAAAAACAAAGAAGCCGAACACAUUGAUGAAUUAUUAAGUCUCUGAAUUCUCAUAUCAACAACCUUUUCUUCUUUUCAGAGAUUCGCCUUUCAAUUCCGAUAAUAAGAAAAAAGAAAAAGAGCAUCGGAUCUGACUUGAUCAACUCUGGGUUGUAAUUUGUAAACAGUUAUCGGUAUUAGAGAAUAAUACUAACACUAAUACUAAUACGUAUACGUAUACGUAUUUUCAUACGAUAGCCGUAGAUGUCUUCGCAUUGGUGUUACAGGUGCAAUAAAUUUGUGAGGGUAUGGAGGCAGGACAUUGUGAUUUGUCCAGAUUGCGAUAGCGGUUUUGUCGAAGAGGUAGAUCCUAACACACGCACCGUUUACGCCGAUGGCAACCGCGGUCGACGGUUGCCGGCGGCAGCGAUGUACAUGAUAGGCCACCGCAAUAAUAAUGACAACAACAAUGUUAGCUUGUCGCGGCAAAAUCAACGGCGACACUGCCGGAACACCAAUGGCGGUGGCGGAGGAACAGGCGGUGACAGGUCGCCGAUCAAUCCGGUCAUCAUGCUCCGCGGCGGCGAGCAAUCCGAGGGAACCAGCAGACGCAGGGGGUUCGAGCUUUUCUAUGACGACGGCGCCGGUGCCGGUCUCCGUCCCUUGCCACCGAGCAUGUCGGAGUUUCUCCUUGGAACAGGCUUCGAUAGGGUUUUGGAGCAGUUCUCACAUUUCGAAAGGCACGAGCGACACCUUCACCACCACAACCAGCAGCCUCCUCCGGCGUCAAAAUCCGCCGUAGAAGGCUUGCCGGAGGUGGAGAUCACCGAGAACAACCUCGCCACAGAGCCACAUUGCGCAGUUUGCAAGGAAGCCUUCGAGAUCGGAACAAAAGCUAAAGAAAUGCCGUGCAAGCACAUAUACCACUCGGACUGCAUCUUGCCGUGGCUCGCCCUUCGAAACUCCUGCCCGGUUUGCCGCCACGAGUUGCCCACAGAACAAAACAAUAACGAAGAUAACAAUAACAAUGAUAACGGCAAUAAUAACAAUGUGGGGCUAACAAUAUGGCGGUUACCGGGUGGCGGUUUUGCGGUUGGGAGGUUAACCGGUGCAGGAAGAGGGGGAUCAGAGAGGGAAAAUCUUCUUCCUGCUGUGUACACAGAAAUGGAUGGAGGAGGACGUGGGAAUCAUGGUGCUCUUCAUCAUCAUCAUUCUUUUCCUUCUUCUUCUUCUCGGAAUGGUGAUUAUCCUAGGCAGUAUUCAUCAUCAUCACCUUCAAAUAGAAAUAGAACUAUGACAAAUAAUGGCACGGCACCUUCCGCUGUCAAUUUCGAUUUGGAUCACUCCCCUUUGCGUCAACGCAGGACUUGGUCUAUGGAUGUAAAUAGUGGUGGUUCUAGAGCUUGGUGA
Arachis duranensis is the source of this 1423-nucleotide messenger RNA. RefSeq names its product E3 ubiquitin-protein ligase RDUF2-like. Gene Ontology annotation, biological process: protein ubiquitination. Bases 278 to 1423 code for a protein of 381 amino acids. Gene Ontology annotation, molecular function: ubiquitin protein ligase activity. The record is from RefSeq and is a predicted model, not a curated record. The transcript has 4 exons. Gene Ontology annotation, cellular component: cytoplasm. NCBI's taxonomy places the organism in Eukaryota, Viridiplantae, Streptophyta, Magnoliopsida, Fabales, Fabaceae.